CGGGUUUGUGUCGAUGUGUGCGCAGCGUGUGGCUGCUGCUGCUGCGGCUUCUGGUGAGAGAAGUGGCAGGUACCCCAAAAUACCUCCCAGCAUAGAUCCAGCGGCUUGGAUGCGACUUUAUCAGCUAACCAACAAUAAACGCCAGUAGAUGUGGCUGCCUGUUUUCAGCCUGUUUUGCCUUUUUGUUUUUGUUUUUUUAAACCAGCGGGUUUAAAUUAAAACUGAGCUUGGAAGCACAAGGAGAGACUUAAAAGUACGCAGAAUUGGCUCCGGUAAAGAUGCCUCAACGGGUUCUGUCGUCGCGAUGGGGUUUGAAUUAAGGAACACGUAGCCUCACAGAAGUCGCUGAAGUUGAAGACGCGCUCCUGGCCGCUGGGAUGUUGUGAACGACGCGUCGUUUGGGACAGAAGGAGCCAAAAAAAAAAAAAAAAAAAAAGAAGAGAAAAAAAAAGGAAAGAGGUGGAACCAGGCAGGUUUGGGCCAGCACCCGGAGGGAUUAUGGCUCUUGUAACGUUUUCUCUCAGCCUCAUCACCCUGGCGCUUACAAACUUGCCCAUUUCGAGAGGCAGCAGCCGGCAUGCGGUGUAUUGGAACAGCUCGAACCUGCAGCUUCGGAGAGAGGGGUACACCGUGCAAGUCAGCGUCAACGACUACCUGGACAUCUACUGCCCGCACUACAACACCACCCAGCGUGGGACGCUGGAGCGCGUGGUGGCCGAGCAGUACAUCCUCUACAUGGUCAACUACCGGGGCUACUACACCUGCAACCCCCAGAUGGGCGUCAAACGCUGGGAGUGCAACCGGCCCCACGCGCCCCACACGCCCAUCAAGUUCUCUGAGAAGUUCCAGCGGUACAGCGCCUUCUCGCUGGGCUACGAGUUCACCGUGGGCCAGGAGUACUACUACAUCUCCACGCCCAUCCACCACCACGGCCACAGCUGCCUGAGACUGAGGGUCUUUGUCUGCUGCUCCACUGCCUCCCAGGCAGAUGAUGACUCCGAUCAAACUUCUCCCGACUACACAGUCAGGCCGAACAUCAAGAUACACAACAUUGAUGAAUUCAACCCUGAAGUUCCCAAGCUGGAAAAGAGCGUGAGCGGGAGCAGCCCGUCGCGUGACCGCCUUCUCUUCACUGUGGCGACGAUGCUCGUGUCUGCCGUCCUGUUGUCCUAGCGACCGUCACGGGGAACUUGUUGGACCGCCUCGUCCAAAGGGCUUUGUAUCCCACCAAGUUUUUUUUUUUUUUUUUGAAGAUGCGAAAGCUAAACGGAGAAAAUGAAGAAUAUGUUCAACGGAUAAAAGUCAGAGACAAAGAAAAAAAGAAGCGAGGCCUUUUUUGCUGUCAUAUUUACACCUUUCAUGCAGGUGUGGUGACCACAUGGAGAUUACAACCAGUAUUCAGAAUCCAGUUUUUUUGUGCUGCUCUCAUUGGAUGCAGAUGAGAGUUCUUUCGUAGCAUGAUAGAGAAAAGAACAGAAAAUUUGAAGUGUUACUCUCGUUGGAAGAUGAAAGCAAGGUUCUGGGGCUAGCUUUGAAGAUGGCAACUUUAAACCCUACAGUGGAUUUUUUUAAGGCUUUGCUGCAUCAAACCGAACUUUGAUGUAGUAAAAAAAAAAA
This is a messenger RNA of Fundulus heteroclitus (mummichog), 1617 nucleotides long. It is a transcript of the gene efna3a, whose product is annotated as ephrin-A3a. The transcript is spliced from 5 exons. Lineage: Eukaryota; Metazoa; Chordata; Actinopteri; Cyprinodontiformes; Fundulidae. The coding region runs from base 499 to 1173 and encodes 224 amino acids. The record is from RefSeq and is a predicted model, not a curated record. Gene Ontology annotation, molecular function: ephrin receptor binding. Gene Ontology annotation, cellular component: plasma membrane. Gene Ontology annotation, biological process: axon guidance; ephrin receptor signaling pathway.